Arachis ipaensis is the source of this 1780-nucleotide messenger RNA. RefSeq names its product 1-acyl-sn-glycerol-3-phosphate acyltransferase 2-like. Lineage: Eukaryota; Viridiplantae; Streptophyta; Magnoliopsida; Fabales; Fabaceae. Gene Ontology annotation, molecular function: 1-acylglycerol-3-phosphate O-acyltransferase activity. The record is from RefSeq and is a predicted model, not a curated record. Gene Ontology annotation, cellular component: endomembrane system.
CCACUGGUAUGAUCAUGGGGCGUGUAUUUGAUGUCUCCUUUAAAUUUUGGCAAACCACGUUUUGAGGUUGGCUAAGGUUGAGGUUAAAAAAUAAAAUUAAAAAUUAUUUUAUUUUAUUUAAUGUAUUAAAAUUUUGCAUGCACACAGAAGCUAGAAAAAACAAAGAGGAGGAAGAAUAGAAACAAGAAUACACUCAUGAGGAAUACACAAUACCAAAUAGGAUUUCUCUGAAAUUAAAUUCAUUAAAUCAAAUUCAAUCAGCAUUUUUGUGUUCUAUGUUUUGUGGUUAUUAUGCCUGUCCCAGCCGUAGUUGCUAUUGUUCCUGUGGGAAUAUUAUUCUUCACCACCGGUCUCAUCGUUAAUCUCAUUCAGACAAUAUGUUAUUGCCUUGUACGACCAAUAUCCAAGAGUUUGUACAGAAGAAUCAGUAGGGUAGCACUAGAAUUGUUGUGGCUAGAACUUGUAUGGCUAUUUGAUUGGUGGGCAGGAGUUAAGCUCCAAAUAUUCACAGAUCAAGAAAUCAUAAACAAGAUGGGUAAAGAGCAUGCACUUGUCAUAUGCAAUCACAGAAGUGAUAUUGAUUGGCUUGUUGGAUGGAUAUUAGCUCAGCGAUCUGGAUGCCUUGGCAGUGCCCUUGCUGUGAUGAAGAAGUCAUCAAAGUUUCUUCCGGUGAUUGGUUGGUCAAUGUGGUUUGCUGAAUAUCUUUUUCUAGAGAGAAGUUGGGCCAAAGAUGAAAACACAUUGAAGUCAGGCAUACAACGACUUCAGGAUUACCCUCUUCCCUUUUGGUUGGCUCUCUUUGUAGAAGGAACAAGAUUUACACAGGCCAAACUUUUAGCUGCUCAGGAAUAUGCAACCACAACUGGAUUGCCUGUUCCUAGAAACGUUUUGAUUCCAAGAACUAAGGGAUUUGUUUCAGCAGUGAGCAAUAUGCGUUCUUUUGUUCCUGCCAUUUAUGAUGUAACUCUAGCUAUUCCUAAGAAUUCACCUCCUCCGACAUUGCUAAGAAUCUUCAAGGGAGAACCUUCAGUGGUGCAUGUUCAUAUUAAACGACAUUUGAUGAAUGAAUUACCCAAGGAUGAUGAAGGUGUUGCUCAAUGGUGUCGAGAUGUAUUUGUGGCUAAGGAUGCAUUGUUAGACAAACAUAAAUAUGAAGAUAAAUUUAGUGACAAAGAAUCUCAUGAUGCUGGUAAACCGAUCAAGUCUCUAUUGGUUGUUAUAUCAUGGUAUAUUUUGCUUUUUGUGGGAUUUGUGAAGUUCGUUCUCUUUUUUCCACUACUAAUGUCAUGGAAAGGUCUCACAAUUUCAAUGGCUGCUUUGGGAGUUGUUACUAUCCUAAUGCAAAUUUUGAUUCGGUUCUCACAAUCUGAGCAUUCAACACCAGCAAAAGUUGUCCCUAUAAAAACAAAUAGAGGAGAACAGUUACAAGCAGAGACUAGGGGUCUUCUUAGUUGAUGCAACCACAAAGCAUUUCAAUGCCUUGACAACUAGGUUGGAGAAGACAGCAAAAGAAUUUGAUUUCAAUAACCGAUUGCUGGAACAGAUGAGGAAAAAGUUGAAUUUUGAAAUUUCAAUUUCUCAAUUAGAGUGAGAAGAAACAAAUGCAGGAGAGGAUGAUGAUGGUAAACAAUCGUCUGAAGAGUGAUUGUAUUUAUUGUAGCAUAAUACUAGUUAGUAAUUAAGACAUUUAAAUGAUGUGAAUAGUUAUAUAAAUAUUACUUUUGCUUACUAUAUAUGUAGACAUUGUGAAUGUUUUAGAAUUUAUGUGAAUUAAUUAAUC